Molecule: messenger RNA, 627 nt
Organism: Manis javanica (Malayan pangolin)
Lineage: Eukaryota; Metazoa; Chordata; Mammalia; Pholidota; Manidae
Gene: S100A3
Product: S100 calcium binding protein A3
Molecular function (GO): transition metal ion binding; calcium ion binding; calcium-dependent protein binding
Source: RefSeq, a predicted model, not a curated record
CCAGGUCUGGGAUCAGUCCCUGGGAAACACGGAGGCAGGGAGGACCCAGGCCUCCACCGUGAGUCACACCCUUGUUCUGUGACAGUAAGGAUGGCCAGGCCUCUGGAGCAGGCAGUGGCUGCUAUCGUGUGCACCUUCCAGGAAUAUUCAGGGCGCUGUGGGGACAAGCACAAGCUCUGCCAGGCGGAGCUCAAGGAGCUGCUGCAGAAGGAGCUGCCCUCCUGGACUCCGAUGGUGUUUCGGGAGUGUGACUACAGUAAAUUCAUGAGUCUUCUGGACACCAACAAGGAUUGUGAGGUGGACUUUGCGGAGUACAUGCGCUCACUGGCCUGCCUCUGCACCUACUGCCACGAAUACUUCAAGGACUGUCCUCCGGAGGCCCCCUGCCCCCAGUAGCCUCUGCUCCCCAGGGUCUGCUGCAUUCACCCCUGCCCCCUCCUGGCAUGUCCUGGAUGUGCCCCUGAUCUCUUAACCCAUAUCACCCAUGAGGCAGGGAGAUGGAGGGGGCCUCCCCAGGAUCAUAUUAGGGAGGGGCGUCCUACCAGUGGCUCUGGGCUGAGGUGGGCAGAGGCCGGGAUCUGUUCUGAGGCUGUCCCGGCCCAGCACUGAGGAGAUCAUGAUGGGGAA